Molecule: messenger RNA, 1815 nt
Organism: Perkinsus marinus ATCC 50983
Lineage: Eukaryota; Perkinsozoa; Perkinsida; Perkinsidae
Exons: 11
Coding region: 22-1815 (597 amino acids)
Cellular component (GO): trans-Golgi network membrane
Source: RefSeq, a predicted model, not a curated record
GUAUUCCCCUUGACUGUUUUAAUGGACCGAGGCCUCCUCAAUCGGGCCACUGCAGCAGAUGCCCAGCCAACACCAGGCUACAUGUACCUCGAAAUCGCCAAGAUGACAUACGCACCCAAUGGAUCGCAUCAGCUGGAGGACUACCUAUGUAAUAAGAUAACCACCAAAGACGAUGCCAACGUCAAGUUCAAGUGUUUGAGGAUAAUUCGGAAUGUCCUGGACCCCGAUGCACAAGUGCAGGCCUGUAUAGACUUCAGGAAGAGGAUACAACGACGAGCAGAUGUGGUGAAGUCAUGUCGGAUGUACCGAGGGCCUGUCGACCCACUGAGAGGUGAUGCUCCGAGUAAAGCAGUUCGAGAAGAGGCCGAGGCAGCGUUGAAAAUAAUAUUCAAUGAGGCCGCCGUCUCUGUCGGCUCACAGGAGUCUCGGCAAGCUACUGCUCCCUAUUCUGGUCUGCAUGACAGGAUUAAGGGGUUUGGCUCUACUACAGGGGGCGGCCCACCUCCUCUGAAUUCAUGGGGAGCAUCACCACCACCACCUCCGCAGCAGCAACAGCCAAUACCGUACCCAGGUGGUGUGUAUCCUGGCCCACCAGUGAGUACCGGUCGCAUGCAGGGUUUUGGUAAUCCCGAAUUCAACGAUUACAAUAAUACUCAACCGGCCUCAGCGACCAACACCAUCGCUAGCAAGGUCGGCCAGGCGGCUGCCAGUGCUGCCAGUGUUUUAUCAUCAGCGUACCAGAGGUGGCACGGGGGUACUCCUGGGGCCUCUGCGCAGUAUGCAGGAUAUGGGCAGACUCCAGGGUACGGCUACCCGGGUGGUCAGGAGUAUAACCAUUAUUCGGAUAGGGGCAUGUGGGUACCUCCUCCAGCAGUUGAUAAGGCCAGCGAGAGGGUGCAGAUGACAGUAGCGGCUCCUAGUGAGCAACACCAUCGGACACCUGAGUACCGACUUGUCAGCCAACUGACCAGUGGUUCGGUCGCUGUCGGGGUCUUCCUAAAGAGGGUCCAAGGGGAAUCAUCUGAAUACGGUAUAACAGAGAUAGCAUCCGAGUUGGGCGAUCGUAUCACUAAGGGUCACCCACAAGCCCGGCUGCGAGCUCUGAGGGCUGUGGAAGGCCUUGCUGACAGAGAGGAGGUACGGGAUGUCUGUACUGAUUGUGUUUCUGAUCCCCAAGCUCUACCCCAAAUCUGCCGUGCUACAGCGGCUCGAGUGUCCCGAGCCCUGCAUGGGGCCAAUGGUCAUGGUCCAGUGGCUGCUCCCAAGCAGUCGAUGCCGGACCUGCUUGACCUUGGCGGUGGGGAUAGCGCUGUGGAGAAGCCGGUCGAAGCGGCCGUGGUGGACAAUGCUGGUGGCGACGAUUUGCUUUUACUUGGGGAAGCUGAUUUCCUCGACGCCCCUGUUAAUUCGAAUGCAAAGGAGGUCGAUCUGUCGGGAUUGAACCUGGGUGGAUCGAUAGCCGCAGGAGACAAGAACAGGCAGCUCCUCCCAGGCUACCAAACAGUCGGUGAUAAUCUUCUCGGAGAGCAGUCGGCAUCUGGGAUUCUUCCCGUCCAGCAAGCGUCUUCACUCCUGCCCGACUUAGCUGUGGGUAGCAUACAAGCCAACGGUACCCAACAGACCCACUCGGCAGGUGGCUACACUAUGGGUGGUCAGCAACUUGACGAUAUAUUCACUGAGGCGGCCGCCAAGGCCGCGGCUCAGGCUGCUGGCGGGCCGUGUAUGGAUGGGAAAUGUUCGAAUUUUACGAGUGUUGGUCAGCAGUCGGGUAAAUCAUCAGCAUUCAGUUUUAUCGGUAGUGGUAUUCGCCGAUGA